Hermetia illucens (black soldier fly) is the source of this 1605-nucleotide messenger RNA. It is a transcript of the gene carmine, whose product is annotated as AP-3 complex subunit mu-2. Bases 217 to 1464 code for a protein of 415 amino acids. The record is from RefSeq and is a predicted model, not a curated record. Gene Ontology annotation, biological process: intracellular protein transport; endocytosis. Lineage: Eukaryota; Metazoa; Arthropoda; Insecta; Diptera; Stratiomyidae. The transcript has 6 exons. Gene Ontology annotation, cellular component: clathrin adaptor complex; cytoplasmic vesicle.
ACGGAAAAUAUCCUCGGAUUAACGUGAAUGAAUAAAUUCAAACUGGUUUCUUGCAUUGCCAAAAUAUCGUAACUUUCUUUAAGUCCGCUUAUACACCACAAACUUCCACCAGCUGUUCUUCUGUCAAUACCAAGAAACGUCAAAUCUGAAAUCGUAAACAUUCCACGACAUACUUGCUCAUAGUUUUGUGAAAGUUUUUCAAUAUUUUCGCGAAAAAUGAUACACAGUUUGUUUAUAAUUAAUUCUAGUGGCGACGUAUUUCUAGAGAAACACUGGCGAUCGGUGGUUUCUCGCUCUGUUUGUGAUUACUUUCUGGACGCUCAACGAACUUCCCCAAAUGAUGUCCCGCCAGUUAUUGCCACGCCGCACUACUACCUUGUCACUAUCCAACGCAGCGGCAUCUCACUCGUUGCCGCCUGCAAACAGGAAUUUCCUCCGCUUUUUGUGAUUGAGUUCCUUCAUCGCGUCGUGGACACCUUCGAGGACUAUUUCUCCGAAUGCACAGAGUCCAUAAUCAAAGAGAAUUAUGUCGUUGUUUAUGAACUACUCGAUGAAAUGCUUGACAAUGGCUUCCCGCUUGCGACUGAGAGUAACAUUCUCAAGGAACUGAUUAAGCCGCCGAAUAUUCUGAGGACCAUAGCUAAUACAGUCACUGGAAAAUCGAAUGUUAGCGGCAUUCUGCCUUCUGGACAGUUGUCGGCUAUUCCGUGGCGGCGAACGGGGGUGAAAUACACGAACAAUGAGGCGUAUUUCGAUGUCGUGGAGGAGGUGGACGCGAUUAUUGAUAAGGCCGGAGCUACAGUAUUUGCCGAAAUUCAAGGCUACAUCGACUGCUGCAUCAAACUCUCCGGCAUGCCAGACUUAACACUAUCUUUCAUGAAUCCCCGCCUAUUUGAUGAUGUAUCCUUCCACCCUUGUGUCCGAUUCAAACGCUGGGAAUCGGAGCGAAUCCUCUCCUUCAUCCCUCCCGAUGGCAAUUUCCGCCUGAUGUCCUACCACAUCGGCACUCAGAGCGUGGUCGCCAUACCAAUCUACGUUCGCCACAAUCUCUCAUUCAAAUCAGGCGAGCAAGGACGUCUCGACAUCACAGUUGGACCUCGAACCACCCUCGGCCGAACCGUUGAGAACGUGAAACUAGAGAUUUGUAUGCCCAAGUGUGUCCUUAACUGCAUCCUGAUGCAGAACCAGGGCAAGUACACAUUCGACCCGGUCACCAAAAUUCUCCACUGGGAUGUGGGACGCAUUGAUAUUUCGAAAUUGCCGAAUAUCCGGGGCACGGUGUCAGUAGCGGCGGGUAGCAACACCAUGGAAGCGAACCCCUCCAUCAACGUGCAAUUCAGCAUUUCGCAGCUGGCUGUGUCCGGGCUGAAAGUGAACCGGUUGGACAUGUAUGGUGAGAAAUUCAAACCAUUUAAAGGGGUAAAGUAUGUUACCAAGGCGGGAAAGUUCCAGAUACGAAUGUGAGACGACGAAAGAUAUUUAAAAUCUACCACUUUCUGCUAGUUAUAAGACGACAUAUACAUUUCUAUCGCUCUGCGUUGCAUACUUAAGAAUUUACAUAUGAAAUAUUAUUUACAAUAUCGAAUAAAAGUUGAACGUAUGCCA